AUGAUGCCUGAAUCUGAUGUUUGUCGUCUUGAAACAGUAGCUGAAUUGGAUACAGGUUCGUCCGAACUCGGAUUACCAUCAGAACCCAGGUCGAACAGUACGGUUCGUAUACGGCCGUUUACGAUUACUUUACGACUAUUUUUCGGCGAAACAGUGCCAGUUCAUGAACUUAAACAUACGCCUCGAGUGUUAUUAGGUAUGGAACCAGCUCAACGAUUAAAAAUCGAUGUCGAUUGGAUUCAUUCUAAGGUUAUCUUACCACGCACUGCAUAUACCAACAAGGCCUAUCUUAUUGGUCUACAUGAUCUAUUUAAUCUGUUUGGACCUGACGGCCAUAUGAUAAAAGCUUUACAACGACAACACAAGAUAUCAAUCGAAAUCAACAAUCGGAGAAAAGUGAGCAAGGUUGUUGUGAUCAUCUGUACGAAGGAAAACUAUAAUAAUACUACAGAUGCUCAAGCAGCGAUUCAGGUAAUCUGUCCAAAUCUUCCUCCAGUCCCUGAAGAAGAACAAUCAUAA
Molecule: messenger RNA, 519 nt
Organism: Rotaria socialis
Lineage: Eukaryota; Metazoa; Rotifera; Eurotatoria; Philodinida; Philodinidae
Source: the annotation of a GenBank genome assembly